This is a messenger RNA of Trichechus manatus latirostris (Florida manatee), 5314 nucleotides long. RefSeq names its product SANT and BTB domain regulator of CSR (gene SANBR). The record is from RefSeq and is a predicted model, not a curated record. The coding region runs from base 1360 to 3513 and encodes 717 amino acids. The transcript has 21 exons. Lineage: Eukaryota; Metazoa; Chordata; Mammalia; Sirenia; Trichechidae.
CUGGGUCGCUCUGAGUCGGAAUCAACUCGAGGGCAACGGGUUUAUUUUUUUUAUACCUUUUUUUCCAGAAUGGGAUGCAGUAUUAUAGAGAGAAUUUGUUUUGAGGAUUAUGUGAUCAAACUCUGCCUUUCGUACUUAGCGUUCAGAUUCUCGAGGACGCUUUCUUGGACGUACAUUUAACUGAAGCUAGGACUAGAUAGUCUUCUCUUGCUCUUUAUGAUUCAGUUGUGUAAAGAAAAUGUCAACAAAAAUUUUAUUCACAUCUCGAGAUACUAUUCUUAAGCAUGCAUGUUAUAAAUGAGUAUCUUAUUUGGAAUGUAUAAGUUUCUGAGUGAUAUGCACAGUAUUUUUGAUUAGCUAACAGAUGCCUGCACUUUGCAGGACUCAAUAAAUAUUUUUCAAAUUUUAAAUGAAUCUUUUUGGAAGUGAAGACAAAGUCCUCUCUCUGAAUUCCAUCUUAAGAUUGUUUUCUACUGAAGUCCAGACAGCUGUUAAUAAAAUGCCCCAUAGCCUAACAUGCAUCCCAAAUUGUACGGUAUGAAAGGCAAACAAGUCCUGUUUGCUAGUGAGAAGCCAGGCCUUUCAAGAACGUGCCUUUGUUGUAGAUUCAAACUAUAUUAAUUAAUCCAGCAGGGUGUGAUCCCCUUUUAUCUUUGUACAAAGUAGGUGCUUAAGUAUCUAAACGAGUUGUGGAUCCUCAGUUUGGGGUGAGUUCCAAAGGAUAUAAUAAAUAUAUCUUUUGGAUCAUGACUUUCUCAUUAAUUCAGCAGACAUUUUUGGUGAUUUCUGUUCUGCUGGGCACUUUUCUGGGGAAUCAGAGAUAAAGAGUCCAGCUUGUCAGAGAGCCCGCAGUCCAGUGGGUGAGAGAGAAAAAUCAACAGAAGUGUCUGAGUCCUUCCAAGUUUCUUCCAAGCCCUCCCAAACCUGCUUUCCCAAAAUUUUCAUCAAACUCAGUGAGGAAAAUGUGAAAGAGCAUUACUUUGGGGUUCACUCCAUCUUUUUGCCUGACUUUGGGAUGACCAACUUUUUAAAAAGAAAUGAAGUUCUGUAAAAUUCACUGGGCUCAAGGCAGUGUUUUACAGUUAUUAAACUAAUUCUUGAAAUUUUUUUGUGCCAAUAAUGCGAACAUAUAGCUCUCACUCUGUGCCAGCAGCACUUUCCAAAUGUCCUUCAAAAUUGUCUGAGCUAGCUACUAUUAUCUUUGUUUUACAGAUGAGGAAAUUGAGGCACAGAGGUAAGGUCAUGGAUACCAGAUAGUACAGUAAGUGGUACAACUGGGAUUCAGACCCAGACAGGCUGCCUUCAGAGUCCACACCCUCAACCAGUACACUAUACUGGCCCAUCAACAAGCUCUAAAAGAUGAGUCGUGGAUAUUCAGAAAACAACAAUUUCCUGAGCAAUAACAACCAAAUGGUGCUGGACAUGCUCCUCUAUCCGUUAAUCGGAAUCCCUCAGACCAUCCACUGGGAAGCUGUGGCAAGGCUUGUGCCUGGAUUAACACCCAAAGAGUGUGCAAAAAGAUUUGAUGAACUGAAGAGCAGUGGAGGCUCACCUGUGGACAACCAGUACCAUCCUCUGAUGGCUGCUGGAGAGAGUCCUGUGGGAACAUUAGCCACGUAUAUCCGAUCCUCACUGCUUGACCCACACAGGGAGUUUCAGGACUCUCCCGCUGGUCCGGAUGGAGUGUCCAAAACAGGAAGACAUAGUAUAGCUUCCACAAGGAACUGUUCUUCAGAAAGUGAAAAUUGUACUGCUCAUAAUGGUGAAGAGACAGAAGAAUCUGAAGGGCCAAAUAUGGUGAUCCAUGUAUGUGAUGAAGCAAAAAACUUGAAAGAAGAUUUUAUUUGCCCACGAGAUCUUUUGAUAUCAGAAAUGAAGUACUUUGCUGAAUAUUUAUCUAUGGACGCCCAGCGCUGGGAAGAGGUGGACAUUUCAGUUCACUGCGACGUUCACAUCUUCACCUGGUUGAUAAAAUAUGUUAAAAGGAACACUAAGGAGAAGAAAGAUUGUGAGAUGCCCGUUUUAGAGCCAGGAAAUGUCAUUUCUAUUCUUAUUUCUUCAGAGUUUUUGAAAAUGGAUUCAUUGGUUGAACAGUGCAUUCAGUAUUGCCAUAAAAAUAUGAAUGCCAUAGUAGCUACCCCAUGCAACAUGAACUGUAUUAAUUCAAACCUUCUUACACGUAUAGCGGAUCUGUUCACACACAAUGAAAUUGAUGAUUUAAAGGACAAGAAAGAUAAAUUUAGGAGUAAACUUUUUUGUAAGAAGAUUGAGAGACUGUUUGAUCCUGAGUACUUGAAUCCAGAUUCUCGGAGUAACGCGGCCACGUUAUACAGAUGUUAUUUGUGUAAGAAACUUUUAACAAAGGAAACAGAAAGACGAAUUCCUUGCAUUCCUGGAAAAAUCAAUGUGGAUCGACAUGGAAAUAUUAUCUAUAUUCACCUAAGAGACAAGACUUGGGAUGUUCACGAAUAUUUGAAUAGUUUUUUUGAAGAAUUAAAAUCUUGGAGAGAUGUAUAUUGGCGCUUGUGGGGAACGGUCAACUGGCUGACUUGCUCAAGAUGUUGUCAAGCUUUUCUCUGUACUGAAUUCUCACACUGCCAGUAUCACUCAGAAACAGUGGUUUACCCCACUGCAGCAAGCUCACCGAGCACUGUGGGCACUGGAAUUUAUCCCUGCUGCAACCAAAAGGUUCUUCGGUUUGAUCCCACUCAGCCAACAAAGGGUUGUAAAGUGAGGGACCACAUGGUUGCUCUUUGUGAUCGAGGUGAAGGUGGGGAUUUGCUGUCCUGUCCGACCACUAGAAUACUGGAUGAUCUCCUCAGUCACAGAGAUGUCAUUGUUGUGCCUUUUUCUAAAGAUACAGUUAGUGAUUCUGGGGUUGGCCUCUGUGAGGAAAAGGGUCUAGACUGUGAUGUCAUACUGGAGACAAGCACACCUUGGGGCCCCAGAACCGGGGAGCUGAAUGCUUUUUUGUCACUAAAACACUGGACCCUACAACUGAAACAGCAGUCACUAUUUUCAGAAGAAGAAGAAUACACCACUGGAUCUGAGGUCACUGAAGAUGAAGUUGGAGAUGAAGAAGAAAUAUCCAGGAAACAAAGGAAAAAGGAGAAGCCAAAGAAGUUCACUAAGCCACCGAAAAAGCAGAUGUCUUCACCCUGUGCCCAGAAGAAAGAAAAGGCAUUGGAGAAGUCAGCUUCUAGAGAUGCAUCUCCUUUCAUUGUGAGCAUGCAGAAGAAUAAGUGGGAUACCACAAGAUCCUUGCGAUUCAACCAGGAUGCACAAAGAGAGGAUGAUCAGCGGCGGAUGUCUGAAAUCACAGGGCACCUAAUAAAAAUGAGAUUGGGUGAUCUGGACCGAGUCAAGUCAAAGGAAGCAAAAGAAUUUGCAGGGGGUAUUUAUUCCAGGCUCGAAGCGCAGGUCAAGGCCUCGGUGCCAGUCAGUGCACGGCAGAGCAGCACAGAGAAGAACACGAGGUCUAGAAGUCGUUUUGGUCAAGGGCGUCCUGCAUAGAGCACCUUAUGAUGUAACUAAAAAGAUAGACUCCUGGACAUCUGAAAUUGCUCGCUUCUGGAAGAUCUUCAGAAGGAUAACUUCUAAAUAUUUUAAGUUAUUAGUUAUUCUUGCAAGCCACAUAAAUCAUAAUGCUAAGAGAGAUACAUAGUUAGGUCUUACGAAAAUCUAAUUGUAAAUAUAAAACUUUUUAAAUCUAAUUUUCUUUUUAGUAUGAUACUAGGCAAUGUAGAAAACAAUUAUUUUUGAAUUUGCAUACUUAAGACUCCUAAUAUUUGUUAUCCUUGAUUUAUUUCUUUGAAAGAGAAGAAGCCUAAACUCUUAAGUAGCUAAGAUUUUUUAAGACCGUAAGAUGUCGGGAACGCAGCUGUAGUGUUACGGCGCAUGUGCACUGACUGUAGGAUGUCUCUCGGCGGUAGAUCUUGGGGCAGCAUUGAGAACUGCUGUUUGCUGAAAUGCCCAAUGACGCUGAUUCUUAGUCGGCACGAACGUUAAGAAAUGACGGAUCUCGAGACUGCCUCACACACAGUUUGAAGGUGAGGUGUUUCCUGUCCUGGGCAGAAGGGCUCAUUUUGUCAGCAUUACUCCAUGGAAAGCACAAUGUUAACCCAACUUUCUUUUUCUUUUGGUUUUUAAUGCUUAUCUGUUGGUCAGUUCAGCUGGAAUUAUUGAUUAUUACUUCCUUCCUCUGUGAAGCUAGUAUCAUUCGGAAUUUCUUAAAAUAACUGUUGUUAGUUUUAGGAAGGUAAAUCAUUUCAGUUGUCUGAGACACCAGCGUACAGUUCUCAGGGCUCUGAAGCCCAACCAUAUUUCUGUAGCCAUUCAGGUAGCCCCCUAAAAGUUAUAAUUGUAAUUACUUUGGAGAUACUAGGAGAGAUUCCCAAAUACAUUCGAUGGGUGAAAAUUUACAUAUGUUCAAGAAAAAUCACAAUAAAGUUGUGUUCUAUAGAUCAUGUUUUAAUUUUUCUAACCAGGCAGAAAGCUUGCUCAGGGAAAAUUUAUUCCAAACCAUAGCAUAUGAUAAACUAUGUGUUUGGAAAUUACUUAUGUGUAGGUCUCUGAAAAAUUGUAAGAUGCAUUGUUUUUAUUUUUAGUCUUCAUUUGCCUUCUAAUUGAAAUUCUCCAAAUUAUUUAAAUUCAAGAACAAACUAUGAUAAAGUGUGACAGAAUGGCAAUUUCUAUUGAAAUGUUGAAGUGUUACACUCAAUUUAAACCUACAGAAAUCACUAUUUUAAGUGAGUGUUUUUAGUUAAUGAAGCUAGAUAUUAUUUGAUGUUUUAUGUAUGGAUUUGCCAAGGUCUUUGAACUUCUGUUUGGAAAUUUUGUUCUAGUUCAUAUGUUUUUCAAUUGUUUGAUGCUUUUGCAAUAGAUUAUAACAUUUUUAUUUUCAAAAAAUGUUUUGUAGUACAUUGUGUGUAAGCCGUGUUAAAGAGCAAAGUCUUAUUAUAGUUUACUAUAUUCUCUGAUAAACGCUUCUGGAUUUAUAUUAAACAGUGCUGUGACAGUCACAACUAAAAGAUGAAAAUAUGCGCUUUUGGUUUUUUAACUGAUGGUGAAAAGACAAACUGCUUCUCCCCUGGGGUAAUUGUACCACCGGAUUGAUUUCUUACAAACUAGAGUUUGUUAGAAUUUGAUUCUCUUCAGAAUGUGCUCUUUAUCGUGUUAAUGUCUAUCUGUUCUACCUAGCACAGAUACCACCACCAUUUUAAACCGUUAAUAUUUUGUUUGCCAUAUACUUUGAGGUUUUACCUUAUGUUAAUUCUGAAUUCACAUCUCUUGAAUUGAAAUAAAUGUUAAUGAC